Messenger RNA from Colletotrichum costaricense, 90 nucleotides. RefSeq lists its product as uncharacterized. The transcript has a single exon. The coding region runs from base 1 to 90 and encodes 29 amino acids. Lineage: Eukaryota; Fungi; Ascomycota; Sordariomycetes; Glomerellales; Glomerellaceae. The record is from RefSeq and is a predicted model, not a curated record.
AUGCGCUUCUCCGUUGUCUCCAUCUUUACCAUCGUCGCAGCACUUGCUGAAGCGCAGCAAUGCACACCCGGCCGUUACCAAUGCAGGUGA